GUGAGAGAAAGAUGCAUGCAGCAGCCAAGCGAGGGAUGGUGUGUGCUACAGACAGCUUUAAGUGGAUCAUCUGAGAUAUCAAGCUUUAGUGCCACACAAAAAAUGAAUGCUCAGACAGUCGGGUGGUUGGUAUUUCUGGCAAUUAUAAAAAAUUUUUCUUUUGGGCAAAGAACAAUCCCCUUCGAACUCGUUGACAAACACCAGACAGCUACAGAGGGCUCCUGCAUUGAAAUCAAAUGCAGAGUCUCUCAGAAAGUGACUGUUGAUGAUGCAUACUGGUUUUGGAUAAAGAAUGCUAUUUGGAACAAUGGAGUUUUUAAUGGAACUGUCAUUUACAGCACAAAUAACAUAACACAGCCUGUCAGUGCAGACUUUGCAGACAGAGUGAAAUAUAUCGGUUCUUCACCUUCACUUUGGAACAGUAACGGUGAAACUUCACCUGAGUGCAGUAUUUUAAUCUGCGACCUGAAAAUACCUGACAAUGGAAACUAUUCUUUCAGAUUUGUUGGAGCAUCAAACACACGUGUGUGGAUAACCAAACCAGCGGUGAAGCUUGAAGUUAAAGAAAAUCCAUGCCUGAUCACUUUUGAGAAACCACCUGUCGUAAACGAAGGUGACACUGUAACACUCACUUGCUCCACUUUGAGUUCAUGUUCUAAAAACCCACAAAUUGGGGAUUUGACAGAACUGUUUCCAACUCCGCUCUCAAAGCAUCCAGAAAAUGGACAGAAGAAAAGCACCGCAGUCAGUUUCACUGUCGACUGGCAGGAUGACGGGAAGGUUUUUUCAUGCUGGACAAAUGUCAGCGACAAACAUUUGAUCCGGAACAUCAGUUUAACUGUCGAAUAUUCUCCCAAAGAACUAUUGGCUAAAAUAAGCCCUGAGAACAUUGUGGAAAGACAAACUGUGACCCUCACUUGCUCCGCCAAAGGACGUCCAGACCCAACCUUUACAUGGUUCAAUAAUAAAAGGGCAGUAAACGAAACAGGGGCAGUAUGGAAAAUCCCAUCAAUUAAAGAGUCACAGAAUGGAGAAUACCAUUGUGAAGCUAAAAACAAACAGGGGACAAUACCAUCAAAUCUAGUCACUAUUAGUGUUGAAUAUGCGCCAGAAGUUGAGGUGAUUUCACCUGCUCAAACAUUUGAACAUAGAACUAAAAUGAAUUUGACAUGUAAUGUGAAGAGAAGCAACCCACAACCACUCACCUACGUUUGGUUUAAAGAUAAUAAGGUUGUUGAUCAGCGUACAAAGCAGUAUGUUGUUGAAAGAGUCGAGCCUGAGGACAGCGGCUCCUACAACUGUAAAGCCACUAACGCUGUGGGUAAUGGAAAAUCGGAGCCAUUAAACAUUGAAGUUGAAUAUGGCCCAAGGAAGACAAAAAUUUCAACCAGUGAAGAUGUACGUGUGGAAGUUGGUAACCGUCUUACAUUCUAUUGUAACACUGAAGCCAAUCCUGCCCCAUUGAGGUACUCCUGGUACCGAUACAACAAAAAUGAACAGACUGACUCCUCACAGUGGAAGUUCAAGACAACUCAACAAAAAGAACUACGCUUGGACUCAGUAAAAAGAGCAGAUGAAGCAUGUUACGUGUGCAAUGCAACCAACAGGCUAAAUACAGGGGAGGAUAGUGAGUCAGUGUGCAUAGAAGUUCUCUAUGCUCCCACCGAGCUCAUGCUGUCUAUGGAUACGGAGGUCAGCGAGGAUCAGCUCAUCAUCAUCAGAUGCACUGUUGAAAGCUUCCCACCCUCAAAGCUUACCUUGACGUGGACUUCCGAAGCAAAUAAUCAGACUUCAAAAUUCACUCAAUCUGAUAAUGAACGGUCCCCCAACACUCUCCGGCAUGAAUUUAAUGCAACUUCAACCCACGCAGGCUUUUACAUCUGUAAAGCCGAAAACACCAAAGGUUCAAGUAUAAGCGAAAAGGGGAAGUUGAUGGUGAAAUAUCGUCCCAAAGACGUGACCGUAAAAGCUCAGCCGGCCCUUGUUGUGAACGAGAGCCAGUCGUUGACUCUAGAUUGCGGCGCCCGGUCCUACCCACCAGUGACCUCUGUCAUCUGGAGGAAGAUAACUGAUGGCAAGAGUAAAAUCCUCCAGAAGAUGAAGACCUUCAUUCUAAAGUCUGUCAGUCCUUCCGACAGCGGACUGUACAGCUGUGAAGCCAGUAAUGACAUAGGAACUGGAACCUCACAGCGAACAGAGGUUAAAGUCAAGUAUGCUCCAAAGCACACAAAUAUCCUGACGGUAGCAGAGCAGGAGCAGCCUAACGGGAUGAGUUACAUACAGCUGAGGUGCAGCAGUGAGAGCUAUCCCCCAGUCACACAAUAUACAUGGUAUAAGAUAAAGGGGGAUGAGGAAAGGGAUGAAAAGUUGUCUGACAAUCAGAUAUUCAAAGUGUAUUCAAACCAACCGGGAGUCUACUACUGCAUCGCAAAAAAUGAAAUAAAUCAAAGAUCGUCUGACCCAGUCCAUCUGUUUGAGGGAGAUUUUAUGAAGACCCUGUUAAUCAUCAUUUUUGUUAUUAUUCUGCUCAUCUUUUUAUUGAUUGUCGCCUACAGACACAGGAAGAAGAAGAAAUUAGGUCAACAAGGAACUCGGAAUAUACUCUGCUGUUUUGGUUUUCCGGGUUGGUGGAAUGGCGCUUGGAGGAGGAAUCGGCUGAACGACCCCGGUGUGGCAGAGCCUUUCAGGAGCAGAGAUGACCUUUUGCCAGACAAGCCGCACCGUCCAAAAGCCCAACGAUGCCAAACCCGUCCAGACACCACGCCUGCAUCCAACAUCAGCAGUGUGUACUGUACUGUGAAUCUGCCCUCCGGACAAGAAGGUCCUCCUGCACCAAAAAUAAUCAGACAGCAAGGUGGGGACACACAGGAGGAUUCUGUCACCUACGCUUCUUUACACUUUGGAAAUAAACAAGAAAACAAAUGGGCGAAGACAGAAGUUGAUGUGUAUACUGAGGUGUCCAAGCCACCCAAAAAGAAUGAAGAAAGGCUGGAGGAUUACGAGAACGUCAGCGCAGUAGACGGAGCCAGAGCUCCAUGUCCAGUGGACUAUGACACAGACACCAGUGAGGAUGACGUUCAGAUCAAUUAUUCACAGGUGAGCUUCAAGCCAAAGCCUGGACAUCAGCAAGUCAGCAGCGACUCCAGCACUUCUGAUGAAGACGAGACACAGUAUUCUGAGGUCAAAAUUUGAAAUAGCUGAGACACUCUUAUCCUACUUUACAGGUACAGACAAUUUUUGAAUAAGGUGUUUAAAAGUGAACAAUGUUUGAAACCUAUGGCACCUAAAUUAUAA
This is a messenger RNA of Anoplopoma fimbria (sablefish), 3294 nucleotides long. RefSeq lists its product as uncharacterized. Bases 16 to 3192 code for a protein of 1058 amino acids. Lineage: Eukaryota; Metazoa; Chordata; Actinopteri; Perciformes; Anoplopomatidae. The transcript has 18 exons. The record is from RefSeq and is a predicted model, not a curated record.